CGUGGGUAUAAGUGAGAAAAAUCCUACUAAUUAUUAGGUACAAUUGAGAAUUGGUAAAUUUAUUGGAUACAGCUGAGAAUUUUUAAAAAUACGUGGAUAUAAGUGAGAAAAACCCAAAAAUAAAACACAAGUGAACAGGAUAAGUACCCUUUUAGUUGUACAUGACACAUGACACAUACGUGGAUAUAAAUGAGAAAAACCCAAAAAUAAAACACAAGGGUUUAGCAGUAGUUGCACCUUGGACUUGGAAAACAAGGGUUUAAGACUGCGAUCGAUAUUAACCCGGUGUUGUUGAAUCGGAAAACCAUGAAGCUGCUACAAUCAAUCACUGGCCAUGGAAGAAAUAUUCUUCGGUUAUCAAGGCGUUGUCAUUCAGCAGCUCAAUCUGAGGACUAUAUGAAGAGAAAUUACGCUAACAAUGUCUCCGAGUAUAACAGUGUUCUGGACUCUCUCAAUGCUCGACGCAGGCCUUAUUUAUUGAGAGAUGUUUAUGACGAUAUGAUGCUUGAUGGGAUUCAACCUACUAGAGAUAUUUUUUAUUCUCUUAUAUCUGGAACCAUGAAAGGUGCUCGUUUGCAAGAUUCUUUCUUCUUUAGAGAUGAAAUGAAAUCCAAGGGUUUAUUUCCUGAUGUGACUAUCUACAAUUUAUUGAUUGCUGUGUGUGCAAAAUGCAAAAUCUCUGAACUUGCUAUUCAAAUUUUGGAGGAAAUGAAGAAAAAUGAAGUGAAACCAACUGGUCAAACGUACAUCUGUCUACUAAACGCAUGUGCCGCCACAGGCAGACUUGAUCAAGUGUAUGCUAUUGUUCGUGAUAUGACUGCAGCUGGUCUUGGCUUGAACAAGUUCUGUUAUGCUGGUCUUAUUGCUGCGCAUACGAACAAGAAACCUGUAGCUGAGGAUACAGCCGCAAGAGUUAUUGAGCUGGUUGAGCAGUCCAAAGGAUGGGCCUCAGCAUCAGAUCGGGGUGGUACAUCUGAAAAUGCUAUGCUGGGUGUUUUGCAAGAAGAGUUGUUCAACACCCCCACUGCAGAAUAUCUCCAUUGGCGUGGAUUCAUAGAUAGGAGGUUAACGGUUUAUCAUGCAGCAUUUCAUGCUCUUGCAGAUCUUCGUGAUGUAAAGGCAGUGGAAUCUCUAUUGAAGAUGCUCGAGCAAGAUAACAGUCAGCCCGAUACAUUUAUAAUUAUGGAGGUUAUAAGGUGCUACAUGCGUUCAGGUGAUUUUGAUAGUGGGCUUAAAAAAUUUGAGGAUUUCGUGAAUUCUGGGAGGGCACCAUAUGCUGAAUUGUAUGUGACUCUUAUAGAGGGAGCCAUGUUGGGUCAUACUCCCAAGGGCAUGCAAAUUGCUCAGGAUGCCCUGGUAAGUAUGACCUCUAAAAACAUUUUUUUGAGCCCAAAAAUGGGAAGUGAUCUCCUCUUCAUUGCAGCUGGUGAAAAGACUGGCGGAUAUACCACUGCGAACUAUCUGUGGGAUCUGAUGCAAGCUCGGAAUAUUAUUCCUACUCGGCCAGCUGUGGAAGCUUAUUAUGCUGGUUUGAAAGAACGUGAGAUACCUUCAGAUGAUCCGCGCCUGCUUAAAGUCACUGAGGUAAUGAGAAAAUUUCAACCAAGAUUCAACCGGCGGCCUUAGAGACUGCAAUAGUAGAUUCAUCUUUCAGGCAAUCACACUGUUGCUCUUGGAGUGGAGGAGGUUUACUCUUUAGCUAUAGGUGUUGGUCUUUACUCUAGCUAUAAUUGCUUUCCAAUAAAUUCGAUUGUUGUUUCUUAUCGAAUUUUGUAAGUUCGGGAUAAAGUUUUUGGUGGCGAUGCCUUCUCUUACUUUGUCGAGCUUGCAGCAGUGCGUGAAAUUUGUUCAGCUGAGAGCUAGCUACUCCCACCGUAUUUUAAACUUUGCAGCAUUUCUAUUUUGGGUAGCGUUCUUAUCACUUUUUAAAUUUACUUUCACAUCAAUUUUGUGAUCCUUAUCAUUUUCUUGUUACUUGUGCGUCUAACGGUGUACUAAGCCAGUAACUAUCUCUAUGUAAUUUAUAACAAGUUUUGAAUUUUAGUGAAUGUAGCUUUGCUUUAGUUAUUCACAUUGUGA
Messenger RNA from Amaranthus tricolor (Joseph's coat), 2079 nucleotides. Its product is annotated as pentatricopeptide repeat-containing protein At4g35850, mitochondrial. Gene Ontology annotation, cellular component: mitochondrion. The record is from RefSeq and is a predicted model, not a curated record. The transcript has 13 exons. Lineage: Eukaryota; Viridiplantae; Streptophyta; Magnoliopsida; Caryophyllales; Amaranthaceae. Gene Ontology annotation, molecular function: protein binding. The coding region runs from base 307 to 1626 and encodes 439 amino acids.